Messenger RNA from Marmota flaviventris (yellow-bellied marmot), 3210 nucleotides. It is a transcript of the gene Nrbp2, whose product is annotated as nuclear receptor binding protein 2. The record is from RefSeq and is a predicted model, not a curated record. Gene Ontology annotation, biological process: protein phosphorylation. NCBI's taxonomy places the organism in Eukaryota, Metazoa, Chordata, Mammalia, Rodentia, Sciuridae. Gene Ontology annotation, molecular function: ATP binding; protein kinase activity.
AGAGGCGGCUCCGGAGGGGCGGGCCGGCUCCACCCCCGGGCCCGCCGCCCGUCCGUCGCGCGCCCGCGCCUCCCAAUUCCCGGAGCCGGGUCGGGGCUCGAGGCGGCGGCGGCGGCGGCGGCUCCACUGGGCUCGGGUGGCCGGCCAGGCGCGGGGCAGGGCGGGCGGCGGCAGGGCGGUGGAUCGCGCGAAGGGCGGUGGCCUGGCCCGCUGAGCCAUGGCGGCCCCGGAGCCGGCGCCCAGGCGGAGCCGGGAGCGGGAGCGGGAGGACGAGAGUGAGGACGAGAGCGACAUCCUGGAGGAGAGCCCAUGCGGACGCUGGCAGAAGCGGCGCGAGCAGGUGAACCAGGGGAAUAUGCCCGGGAUCCAGAGCACAUUCCUGGCCAUGGACACGGAGGAGGGGGUAGAAGUGGUGUGGAACGAGCUCCACUUUGGCGACAGGAAGGCUUUCGCAGCCCAUGAGGAGAAGAUCCAGGCCAUGUUUGAGCAGCUGGCGCUGGUGGACCACCCCAACAUCGUCAAGCUGCACAAGUACUGGCUGGAUGCCUCUGAGGCCCGUGCAAGGGUCAUUUUCAUCACGGAGUACGUGUCAUCAGGCAGCCUCAAGCAAUUCCUCAAAAAGACCAAGAAAAACCACAAGGCCAUGAAUGCCCGGGCCUGGAAGAGAUGGUGCACGCAGAUCCUGUCCGCGCUCAGUUUUCUGCACGCCUGCAGCCCCCCCAUCAUCCACGGGAACCUGACCAGCGACACCAUCUUCAUUCAGCAUAACGGCCUCAUCAAGAUCGGCUCUGUGUGGUACCGCAUCUUCUCCAAUGCGCUCCCGGAUGAUCUAAGGAGCCCCAUCCUUGCUGAGCGAGAGGAACUUCGGAACUUGCACUUCUUCCCACCAGAGUAUGGCGAAGUUGCAGAUGGGACCGCUGUGGACAUCUUCUCUUUUGGGAUGUGUGCACUGGAGAUGGCUGUGCUGGAGAUCCAGGCUAAUGGGGAUACCAGAGUCACAGAGGAGGCCAUUGUUCGAGCCAGGCACUCACUGAAUGACCCCAACAUGCGAGAGUUCAUCCUCUCCUGCCUGGCCCGGGACCCUGCCCGACGGCCUUCUGCUCACAACCUCCUCUUCCACCGAGUGCUCUUCGAGGUACACUCGCUGAAGCUACUGGCAGCUCACUGCUUUAUCCAGCACCAGUACCUCAUGCCUGAGAAUGUGGUGGAAGAGAAGACCAAGGCCAUGGACCUGCAGGCUGUCUUGGCAGAGGUCCCCAGGCCCCAGCGGCCCCCAAUGCAAUGGCGGUACUCAGAGGUCUCCUUCUUGGAGCUGGACAAAUUCCUGGAGGAUGUCAGGAAUGGGAUCUACCCACUGAUGAAUUUUGCUGCUGCUCGGCCCCUGGGGCUGCCCCGUGUAUUGGCUCCACCCCUGGAGGAGGCCCAGAAGGUCAAGACCCCGACUCCAGAGCCCUUUGACUCCGAGACCAGGAAGGUGAUCCAUAUGCAGUGCAACCUGGAAAGGAGUGAGGACAAGGCACGCUGGCAUCUCACAUUGCUUCUGGUGCUGGAGGACAGACUGCACAGGCAGCUGACCUACGACCUGCUUCCAACGGACAGCGCCCAGGACCUCGCGGCUGAGCUGGUGCACUACGGCUUCCUGCGCGAGGAUGACCGGUUGAAGCUGGCCAUCUUCCUGGAGACCACCUUCCUCAAGUACCGUGGGGCCCAGGCCUGAUCCUUCCAGCCCUGGAAGCCCUGCCCUGGCUCUGCUGGCUCAGGGCUGUCCCUGUGGGGAAGAGUCCAGCACUUCUUGGAGUUGCCUUUUGCCUGCUAGCCUGGGAGCUGAUGAGCACCUGCCCUGCUCGUGAGGAUCCCUGGCCUCCUUCAGCAGCAUGGGACCCUGAGGUGGUGGUUCAGUGGCUGAGGCAGCCAGCGUGGGGGUACAGGGUGGGAUCUUCCAUGGACAGACCUCCACCAGGGGAAUCACUCCAUCACUCUGGGUUGAGCAGCCAUCCUAAGUUGGCACCACAGACCCAGGCAGGGUGCCUGGACCUCAUAAUGUGAUGGGGCCCCUGCAGCUGUCAUAACCAGUGCUGGGCAUCAAGCAGGGCCAGACCCGGCUGGAAAGAGGGUAAAGAGCCUGGAAUUGAGACCAUGGUCAGCAAAGCCCCUUGGUCCCAUGCAGAACAGCCCUGAAGUCCCCCUCUCUGACCUUGCUCUGAGACCAGGAUCUGGGGCUCUGGCACCAUCACCAAUACCCCAGCCCCUCUAAUGGGCUAUUUCUCUCCUGUAUUACCUGGCAUGGAGAGGUCAGAGGUCCUCCCUGGAGCAGCUGUAUCCUGGGCCUGGAGAUGUGGGCUUCUGUUUCUCUGUCUCUCUCUCCCACCCAACUCCUGUCUGGAUUUUAGAGGUUUCAUUACUUCCAUGGAUUCUGCCUCCACCUCCAGCGCCCUUUCUUGAACUGCCUCUCCUCCAAUUUCAAAUUCAGCUAAAUGAUCUCAAACAUUUUAAAUUGUAUGUAUAAAUUUAAUGUAUUCAGGUUUCUGUUUAAGCAUUUCAAAUGUCAAACCAGGAAGGCUCACUAACUGUAUUAGUUCUAUAUUGCUGCUGUAACAUUUAUCACAACCUUAGUGGCUCAAAACAACACAAGUUUAUUAUAAUUAUGUAGGUCAGAGUCUGAUACGAGUCUCACUAGACUAAAAUCAAGGUGUUGGCAGGUGGUGUUUUCCUAGGUUGGCAGGUGGUGAAGAUCCUAGGGGAGCACCUGCUUCCUGCUCAUUCAGGUGUUGGCAGAAUUCACUUCUACACAGUGGUGGGUCCUGUUUUCCUGCUGGCAGUCAACUGGGGACCACUCUCCAUUACCAGAAGCAGCCUGCAUUCCUUGGCUCUCCUUCCUCCACUCAAAGGCAGCAGCAGUAGGUUGAAUUUUAGCGUGAGCCAGAUAUCUGGUUGUCUAAAGCCAGGAAGGUUCUCCAUAAGGACUGCUGCCUGCAAUUGGGUGGACUCCCCCCAGAUAAUCCAGGAAAAUUGCCCCUCUCAGGGUCUCUAAGAUUAAUCACAUCUGCAGGCAUAUAUUUUGCCAUAUUAAGUGGCAUUCACAGCUCCACUGAUUUGGGAAUGGAUAUCUUUGGCAGGGGGCAUUCUCCCUACCAUACCCCCUUAACCAAAAGCCCAAAACCAAACCAGAUUUGCCAAGGCAUAUCAAAUAAAUUAAAUGAACAACUAUAA